UUGGCACCGGCACAGGCACAGGCGCGCGCACAAGCUCGUCCCCGCUGCGUCAUGUCAUAACGUGCAUGCCGCAUCCUCGGGCCAGGUUAGACGGACAGGUUAGAAAACAAAACUGUGGGAAGGAAAAGGAGACGAUGGAAGAGGACGGCCAAACUUGUGGUGGUGCUGAAAGCUGGUUCAAGCCGUUGCCACGUAAAUACACGAAGGGGGAAAUGGAGAGCCCUUGGAAAAUGCGCUUCGUUUACGUGCAGUGCUAUUUUAUCUCUAUUGCAGCCAUUUUGGGGACUGGAAUCUUAGGACUCCCAGUAAAGAUUGCCCAAGCUGGACUGAAGCCAUUCCUGGUCACAUUUAUAAUUGGCUUCAUUAUGCAGGCUCUCUUGAUCUACCUGUUCGUUGAAUUACUGCAAAGAUGUCAAGCUGUUCAAAUGGAGUCUUUAAAGGUUUCAGGUACAGAGAAGAUUCUUCUACAGAAUGUUGAUGAUCAAGACACAAUUCUUCACAGUGCAGAGGAAGAAGAAGAGGUUGAAGACCCUGGUCAAGGUUUGCUGCCAAAUCAAGAGGCCAAGCAAGAGAAACCUGUUCCUAAUCUGCAUAUCCUGGGAGUCUUUUUUCUUGGCAAAUACACCAGCUACGCUUUCAAUGUUCUCCUCUUUCUACACUUCAUCUCUAUUGGGAUAAGUUAUGUCCUGGCUGGGAGUGAAGCCUUUGCAGAAUUGCUUCAUGUAAGACAUGUAUAUAUAAUCCCAUUCUUCACGUGGAUCCUUGCACUGGGAAUCAUUCUAGCUCAGGUGGUUAUCCAACCAGUCACUUCUAUUCUUACUCUGCUGAAGGGAUCUCUUCUUGUAGUUACUGUGGCUGUGACAUUUGUGGUGGGUUCACAGGUUCAUCAGGAAAUAGUGAAUGAUUUCGCCUAUGUAGGAACUCCUUUCCUAAUGGGUACAGUUGCAUUAGGUGGAAUAGUCAACGUGAUGCCAUUUUUAUUUUCUGAAAUCUCCCCUAAUAAAUGCCAGGUGAUGUGGUUUCGUAGAGCCAUAGUUGGAGGGCUCAUAACAUGUACCGUCUUGAAUAUAGUAUGGUGUUACGCUGUGCUGGAAAUUGUUCCUCAGUUGUCUGUGAGAAAAGUAUUGGUAGAGGGAAUCUCAAAUAACUCUGAACCUUUUGCAAAUGAGGCUGCCCCUGCAUACUCAUUUAUCUACUCCAACAUCUCUCUGGAGCAAUCAGAGAAAGCAGGGGAAAUUGCAACAAUUCCAUUAGCAAAGGUCCUUACUGAGCAGUAUGCUGAGUUUGCCUGGGUGGCAUGGGUCACAGAAGUCUUCAUUGCAGUCAGUAUAACAGUGUCAUUUCUGGUGCUUGGAUCCACAAUGAAGCACACCAUUGAAGGCUGGGUGAAUUCUGUGUGGAGUGUUCCUGAUGAUGCCAUGUCGGGACAUUUGCAGAGAUGCUCAACAUUUGUUUCAAAGUCCUGUAGUCUUAAAAGUUUAGCACAUCAGUUGCUGUGUCUCCUGGCAUUUGGACUCAUUUUUAUUGUUGCAGUUUGCAAUCCAAAGGGGUUUGUGGUGAUACUCGAUAAAGUUGCCUCAUUCACUCUAAACCUUGAAGCCGGACUUUUCAUUUUUCUAAUGCUGAGGAAGUCCAGAUCUGAGCCAUUUAAACGCCACAUCCUGCCUUUGCCAAUCAGCGAGCGCCUGUUCUGUCUACGGUGGGCUCUGCCAGUCUACUUCCUCUUCGCAGUGGGCUAUGAUGUCUUCCAGUCAGUGGCCUACAUGGCAAACAGCUGGAGUUCCACGCCGUCUCAGCUCCCCAACAACUCAACUGAAAGAGACUGACAAGUCAAGUAGAAAUGCACUGUACAUUACCGGAAUGUUCUCUGGGACACACUGGGUAACUCACUGACAAUCUCUUCUACUCUAGGCCCUGUGUGUAGAACAUUUGCACUGUUAGCCUGGAAUACUUAAGUUAUUAAAAAAAAAAGUAAUUUUGCACGUUUUCUGUUUCUAUUAUUGCACUAAAUAAAAUAUCCUAAAAAGUGAAGUAAUUAACCAAAUGCAAACAGAAGUGACAUUUAUAGCAUGGCACAAGAAGGUUUCUGAUAGCCAGAAGCUAAAUGUUGACUACCCUAUUAAUAUUUUUAAAUAAAAAGCAAGAGUUUAAGACUUAAAAAUUAACAAAAGUCCUUCAACUGCCAAAUCUUUACACAUUUACUUGAAUCUUUAGAAUUGACACAUGUGCUCGAGUUCCCUGUGUAAGGCUGGCAAAGGUUUUAUUUAGAC
This is a messenger RNA of Erpetoichthys calabaricus (reedfish), 2270 nucleotides long. RefSeq lists its product as uncharacterized. The record is from RefSeq and is a predicted model, not a curated record. NCBI's taxonomy places the organism in Eukaryota, Metazoa, Chordata, Cladistia, Polypteriformes, Polypteridae. The transcript is spliced from 18 exons. The coding region runs from base 66 to 1826 and encodes 586 amino acids.